GGAAGAAGCCCGGCUUGACACGUGUCUCCUGCGUGGGGUGGGGGGGGGGGGUUGCCAUGGACGCGUGGCGCGCCACGCGCGUGUCGGCCUUGAUGAGGCGCACAUGUGCGGCGGCGGCCAGCCGCUGUCCGUCAAAGUGCGCGCCCAACGCCUCGAAUUCGGGCGAGCUGGCACUGUCCCGCUCAUCGUGCGCGCGCCAGCAAAACACGAGCGCACGUGCAGCCCUCCGCUGCACGGGCGCUUGGAACUUGCCGAGCCGGCAAGAUCCGAGGGGCAUGGCGCUCCCGGGUUCUGGCGGAGGCUGCGCAUCAUCAUCAUCAUCAUCAUCAUCAUCAUCAUUCGCGGUCUCAGGAGCAUCUAGUCCACAACAGCCAAUGACUUUUUCGCGACUCGCGCCAUUUCCCCCCCUAGAGAGUGGCGGUCUUCGCUGGAGCAGGGCCGUCAUCUCUCCCCUGCCGGCAGUGGGCGGGACCUGGGGAUCCGACGGCGGCGACUGCAUUGGCGAGCCCGCGGCAGCUGCCAGACCGCCCCGAUCGUUCGGUCAGCCAUCUUCAGCGCGCUCGAAAGAUUGCAAAUGCAGCUUGGCGCGCAGUGUCAGCGGAAUGCCCGCCCAUUGGAACACCAGCUGGAGUAAGAGCGGAAGAGCAUGGUCCUCUACUGUCUCGCAAUCCACUUCCGGUUCGCGCUCACGGUCUCCGCCGCUUCCGCCGCCGCCGCGGCCGUCGCCAGGGCGGCCGAGCGCGCCAGAAGGCGGCGUGCCACCAGUACAGACACGUCGGCCGAAUAGCAGACUAGAGCGGCCACGGAUCUUGACGAAGGAAUUCGUCGGCCUCGAUCCGUGGGCGCAUCUUUAUUAUCGGAGGUACGUCAGCUUCCGACGCGCUGCUGUGUACGGGUGCAGGGGCGGAGGAUGCGCAGGGCCAUUUGUGCGAGGAUGGGGAGGGGGAGCGCGGGGCUUGAACGGUGUUCUUCUGAAAGAUCGGCUUCGCUUUAGUAUGCGCUACAGGGUGAGGUUUUUCAGCUCCCUGACGGACGCGUCAAGCUGUUCGCCGAGGGAGGAGUAUCGUGCAGAAGGUGGUCGGUGUGCGAUCCCGGCUGCUGCGCUCGGGUGCAGGGGUGGCGGCGGAGAUGCGGGGACGCCGAUCAUGCGGGGAUGGGGAGGGGGGGGAGGUUGGGGCUCGAGCGCUGUCCCCCUUUUGGCAGAUCGCCUCCGCUUCAGUACCCGCUGCUACAGGGUGAGGCGGCUUUUCAGUUCCUCGACGCACGCGUCAAGCUAUUCGUAUGCGGAAGAGUAUUUUGGAGAUGGCGGUCAUUCUGCGAUCUCUCCAGAGAUGGUGGUGGAACAAGGCGAAGCUGAAGAGGUUCUUCCUCGAAUCAGUGAAGAGAUGGUGGAGAUCAAGUUUGCGAGGAGCGGAGGGCCUGGUGGGCAGAAUGUCAACAAAGUGAACACAAAGGUUGACAUGAGGUUCAAUGUCAUGGCCGCUGACUGGCUCCCGGAGCGGGUAAAACUCAAGUUAAUGCAAAUGGAGAAAAACAGAAUAAAUAAAGAGGGAGAGUUGGUAGUCUCCUCCACACGACACAGAAAUCAGAAGCAAAAUAUUGAAGAUGCUUUGGAGAAGUUGCAGGCAAUGGUUGAUGCGGCAGCAUAUGUUCCAGCUGAGCCAUCGGCAGAGAAGAAGGCACGGAUAAAGAAGCUUGCAAAGGCGGAAAAGGAGAGGAGGCUGGCCGACAAGAAGAAACGUUCAGCUAAAAAGGCAGAUAGGCGCAACAAGGGCAGCUGGGACUAGCUAAGCAGCAGUCAGUCUUUGGAGAAGAAGAAUCACAUCCCUUCCUGGACGAGGUCUACUACGUCUGUUCCUGCUUGAUUGAACCCCAGAGGAUGUCACAGUUUGUUGUCAGCAUGGUGCUCUCUCUCUCUCUCUCUCUCUCUCUCUCUCUCUCUCUCUCUCUCUCUCUCUCUCUCUCUCUCUCUCUCUCUCUCUCUNUCUCUCUCUCUCUCUCUCUCUCUCUCUCUCUCUCUCUCUCUCUCUCUCUCUCUCUCUCUCUCUCUCUCUCUCUCUCUCUCUCUCUCUCUGCCUUCUCAUGCAGAGGAAGAAGAAAAAGAGGAGGGGAGGGUGAAUGGGUAAAUGGAGGAGACCCUGGAAUUGGAGGGGGGAAAAGGGAGAACAAGGGUAAGGAGAAGGAAUAGGGGAACUAGGACUGUGGGAAGGGUUUUGGGACGGGGAAGAAGAGAGAGGGAACAGGAAUGGAAAUGGAAAAUUGAAGUAUAGAAUCAAAGCAGCUCCAUGCU
Molecule: messenger RNA, 2290 nt
Organism: Chara braunii
Lineage: Eukaryota; Viridiplantae; Streptophyta; Charophyceae; Charales; Characeae
Source: the annotation of a GenBank genome assembly